This is a messenger RNA of Dermacentor silvarum, 733 nucleotides long. RefSeq lists its product as uncharacterized. The coding region runs from base 302 to 733 and encodes 143 amino acids. The record is from RefSeq and is a predicted model, not a curated record. NCBI's taxonomy places the organism in Eukaryota, Metazoa, Arthropoda, Arachnida, Ixodida, Ixodidae. The transcript has 2 exons.
UACCUAGCGUUGCUGUAUAUGUUGCACUGUAGGCGAAUAACUAUCACAGAGGUGCGGACGGCCAGUGGUUCAGGAGCAACAUCUGGGGCAAUCACUUUCAGAGGCUAUCACACCGGAUCUCUGUGAAUAUACGGCCGAAAGCGUCUCUGGCUCUUUGCAGAGCUCGCUAUCUGACGGUGUACACAGUAGAAGGUAAAAAUUUCGUGUCCUCAUCUCGUUCACCGUGCUUCUCCCAUACGGUUGCGAUGUCUUUUCUAUUUUGUUUUUCGUCGGUGCUCAGAACGAACGGCACGAGAUCGGCAUGUUCCUGUCGUGCACGCAUCUGUCGGGCAAAGGCGAUGCUGACCUUUCGUGCGUCAUCAACGAAUCAAGCGUGGGAGGCAGCACGGUGGCCUGCUAUACGAGCCAGGCCAGCAAGUGGCCCGGUGUCUACCUGCCUGCACUGCGGAACUGGUGGGCAGGCCUUCUAGCAGGAUGGAACCUGGCAGCCCGCCCUGCAGAUCAGGUGGCCAGCUUUUCUUGCAGCCUGGUGUCUGAUGCCGGCUUUGCUGACGUGGUGGCCAGCUGUUCUUUUGGCCUGCUCGACUGCGGAUCAGAAGAUCGAGCAUGCGUUAAGAAUCUCAGGUGGCAAAAGGUCUACCCAUUUCUUCAUCAAAAAGAUAAUUUGGCAGUGUUGUUGGCUAAAAUAUACAAGAUCAGUGUCUGUGUUAACUUCGUUUUUGUGGCGCUGUGA